AUGGAUUACCAGUCUGGAAACACUGGCGGCGGUCGCGCCUGCUACAACUGUGGCGACACCACUCACCAGGCCCGCGAGUGCCCAACCAAGGGUAGCCCAACCUGCUACAACUGUGGUCAGACUGGCCAUCUCUCCCGUGAGUGCACUGAGCCUGCUAAGGACAAGGCUUGCUACAACUGCGGCGACCCCGGCCAUCUUUCCCGUGACUGCCCAACUGGUUCUGCUCCUCGCACCGGUGGUGGCUUCGGUGGCUCCUCCGGCGGCGGUGGUGGCGGCCAGGAGUGCUACAAGUGUGGUCAAGUUGGCCACAUCGCCCGUAACUGCUCCCAGGGUGGCGGGUAUGGCGGUGGAGGGUACGGCGGCGGCCGUGGCGGCUAUGGUGGUGGACGUGGCGGCUAUGGCGGAGGCGGGUACGGUGGUGGUCAAGGUGGCCAAAGCGGUCAGACCUGCUACUCGUGCGGUGGUUUCGGUCACUUGAGCCGCGACUGCACCCAAGGCCAGAAGUGCUACAACUGCGGCGAGGUCGGCCAUCUGUCCCGCGACUGCCCAUCCGAGGCCAGCAGCGAGCGCGUGUGCUACAAGUGCAAGCAGCCCGGCCACGUUCAGGCCAUGUGCCCGAACUGA
Molecule: messenger RNA, 624 nt
Organism: Recurvomyces mirabilis
Lineage: Eukaryota; Fungi; Ascomycota; Dothideomycetes; Mycosphaerellales; Teratosphaeriaceae
Exons: 4
Coding region: 1-624 (207 amino acids)
Biological process (GO): positive regulation of cytoplasmic translation
Cellular component (GO): cytoplasm
Molecular function (GO): single-stranded RNA binding; zinc ion binding; mRNA binding
Source: RefSeq, a predicted model, not a curated record